AAGUGUAUGUGGCAUUUCAAGCUCAGUGUAGACAAGUCCUCUUCUGAGGUUCCAGGAUUCAGUUGGAUACACGAAUAACGCUUAACUGGACUUCAUCCAUUUUCACAUUUGGACAAUUUAAAGAGCUUUUUGCUAGCUCAACAAAGACACAAAAUGCCAAACUGGGGAGGAGGCAACAAGUGUGCAGCGUGCUGUGGGACAGUUUACCAUGCUGAGGAGGUGCAGUGUGAUGGGAAGAGCUUCCACAAAUGCUGUUUUCUUUGCAUGGUCUGCAGGAAGGGUUUAGACAGCACCACGCUGGCAAUUCAUGACCAGGAAAUCUACUGCAAGUCGUGCUACGGGAAGAAAUACGGACCUAAAGGCUAUGGCUACGGACAGGGAGCGGGAACGCUGAACAUGGACCGAGGAGAGCGGCUGGGAAUCAAACCUGAAGAGACUCAAACUCACAGACCCACCACCAACCCCAACCCGUCCAAAUUUGCCCAGAAGUUUGGAGGGUCGGAGAAAUGCGCCCGGUGUGGAGACUCUGUCUACGCAGCAGAGAAGAUCAUGGGGGCCGGCAAGCCAUGGCAUAAGAACUGUUUCCGCUGUGCAAAAUGUGGUAAAAGCCUGGAGUCGACCACUCAGACUGAGAAAGAUGGAGAAAUUUACUGCAAAGCAUGUUAUGCCAAGAACUUCGGGCCCAAAGGGUUUGGUUACGGCCAAGGAGCCGGCGCUCUGGUUCACGCUCAGUGAUGCUCAACUGGAUCAUUUUAUACGAACCUCUGUCCCACAUGAACACUUCUCUAUUUUCCUCAAGUGUGUUUUUUAAUGCUGAAAUAAACACAUAAACAAAGCAGAUGUUCACAUUUGACUGUAUUUUAUUAUUAAAGCCAUUAAAACUGAACCAUGCCCAUAUGUUUACAUCUGAAGCGGAGUUACAGUGGUGUCUGAAGGUGGGCAGAGAGGCACUGGAGAUGAUGAUGUGCUUUAUUUUUUUUUCUCUUCAUCUUCUACUAUCCCACAUGGUGAGGGUGAGAGGGGAGACAGGAUAGAGA
This is a messenger RNA of Melanotaenia boesemani (Boeseman's rainbowfish), 1037 nucleotides long. It is a transcript of the gene csrp2, whose product is annotated as cysteine and glycine-rich protein 2. The transcript is spliced from 6 exons. Gene Ontology annotation, biological process: muscle tissue development; sarcomere organization. Gene Ontology annotation, cellular component: Z disc; nucleus; cytoplasm. Gene Ontology annotation, molecular function: structural constituent of muscle; actinin binding. Lineage: Eukaryota; Metazoa; Chordata; Actinopteri; Atheriniformes; Melanotaeniidae. The coding region runs from base 154 to 735 and encodes 193 amino acids. The record is from RefSeq and is a predicted model, not a curated record.